AUGAUGCAGAACUGGUUUUCCGGAGGCGCCGGCGACAAUGAAAAAUCCCUUCAGACGACGCCGUUUUCCUCGUCCCCUUCCCUGCUCGCCGAUUGGAACUCGUACUCAGCCGCCAGAUCUUCCGAGGAGAGUAGCAGCGCCGCCUCCUUCGCCGGUGUGUUCGACAUCGAAUCAGCUGUUAGGUCCGCAAACGACACCGUAUCAGGCACCUUCAAUGUGUCUCAGGUAGAUGAUGAGCAAUGGGAAUUUGUUUGA
Messenger RNA from Striga hermonthica, 255 nucleotides. Lineage: Eukaryota; Viridiplantae; Streptophyta; Magnoliopsida; Lamiales; Orobanchaceae. The record is from the annotation of a GenBank genome assembly.